GCGUCAUCUCGUGUUACAGUCUAUGGUUUCAAUCGAUGGAGGGCUGCUAAUGGAUCGCAGCACUACCCGAACACUGGCCGGAAAAGUAUGUGCCUGUACGACAGAAAAUAGUGCCCACAAAGACUUGUAAUUUCUGUGAACCUAAAAUACUGGUGGCGUGUUACAAAGGUUUGCGUGGAUGUUCACUGAAACAACCUCAUAUUCAAUAACUUGCAGCGUUAUGGAGUUUUCCCCGUUUUUUUGUGCUUCCAAGCAAUUGCAAUGGCCACUAUUGAUUCAUGUUUUUUCUACGACUUCAAGUCAAAGCCAACCUGACUUGAAGGGGACUGUAAAGUCUGCAUUACAAUUCGGGCACACCUCCAAGGGAAAGAUUUCAAAUAAAGAGUACGACUUUUCAGGAAGUGUCCUACCACAACAGAACAGUAGUCGCUGCUGGACAGUUUGAGUUUGACAGCACAGUUUGACAGUACCAUUUGGUUUGGAUGGAUGCAUAGCUAAGCUAUGACAUGAACUGAUAUUAACUGUGGCUAAAAGUCAAUGAAGAUCAGAUCGCGAUUCUAACAGCGGGACUGUGAAGGUGCCAGUGGAGCAUCGUGUGAGUCAGAUGACAGAACGGAGAUGAUGGUAGCUGACGUUUUGCCAAGAGGCUGCUAAUUCAUUGGGAGCGGACAGUUUGCCAUGCCUAUGUUACCAGUAUUGCCAGAGAUCCAGAGCCAUGUCCUGGCAGAGUUUGACUGUCUGGAUCCCCUGCUGUCUGCUCUCCGUCUGGACUCUGGCAGGCUCAAGUGUACCUGCCUGACUGCAUCCAGGAAAUGGCUCGCUUUGGGAACGUCAGCAGGAGGGCUGCACCUCAUCCAGAGGGAGGGAUGGAAACAGAGACUCAUCCUCACGCACAAGGAGGGAUCCAUCACCCAGGUGGCCUGUUGUCCACAUGAUGAAGACUUCAUUGCUGUGGCUACAAGUCAGGGCCUGGUAGUGGUGUGGGAGCUGCAGCUGGAGCGCCGUGGCCGGCCUGAGAGGGUCAGUGUGUCCUGGGAGCACCGCGGCCAGGUGAUCACCUCCCUCUGCUGGGAUACAGCAGCCCUCCGGGUGUUUGCAGGUGACGCAGGAGGCAAGGUUUCCUACCUCCGUGCCGGGUCCUCCAAACUCGGAAAGGGUUCCGGUUUUGUGAUCUUCCCUGUCCAGACAAUCACCACCGUGGACUCCAGGGUGGUUCAGCUGGGUUACCUGGACGGACGUCUGCUGGUGUCCUCUCUCAGCCGCUGCUACCUCUGCGACACGGAGAGGGAGAAAUUCUGGCGUGUCGGUAACAAGGAGCGCGAUGGGGAAUACGGGGCAUGUUUCUUCCCUCUGAGCCGCGGUCAGACGGCUGGCCAGCCUCCUCUGCUGUACUGUGCCAGGCCCGGUUCCCGGCUCUGGGAGGCCAACUUCACCGGAGAGGUCCUCAGCACGCACCAGUUUAAACAGCUACUGGCCAUUCCCCCCAUACCUCUGGUCAGCUACAGAAGUGAGCCUCAAUACAACACAGCACAGAAGAGUUCUCAGUCCAUCGCUUUCCCCAGGCUGCUCUACUUUGGGGAUCAGAAGCUGUUGACGUGGACCGACUCGGCCAUCUACGUCUUCACCCCUCAGAGUGGCCAGGUCCUGCUGUGGACUGAGGUGAAAGACGUCUCCGAGAUCGCAGUGUACCGCAACGAGCUGUUCUGUCUCCAUGGCGACGGCCGCCUGUCCCACCUCUCGCUGUUGUCCGUGGAGCGCUGUGUCGAGAGGUUGCUGCGCAGGGAGGCGUGGCCUCUGGCGGCUGCCGUCUGUGUCAUGUUCCAACAGGCCAUCGCCCCUGCCAGGGCAAGGAAGUCGAUCCCCAUCGAUCGGCUGGAUCACCUUAAGUCACAGCUGAGUGUCUUCGACGACGUGGAUCUGAUUGGCCAGCUGGAGGAAGUGAUCACCAAGCUGGAGCCUUUAGACUCCGCAUCUAGCAGUCGCAGGAGCAGUAUCUCGUCCCAUGAGAGCUUCAACGUUCUGGAUUGCGGCAUCUACCGUGUCAUCAGCAGGCGAGGCAGCCAAUCGGACGAGGAGACCAGCUCCUUGGUCAGCCAGUCGAUGGUGGAGGAAGAGCGUCUGAAGGAGUUCAGCUUCGUUCAGGAGGAGGAACAACACCAGCAGGGGGCGGAGCAUGAUCCCCCAGGCGGAGUCAUUCUGGAGGGGGAGCGUUCUGAACCCAGCAGUAGCCACCCCUUCCACCUCCCCCUGUCAUUCCGCCCCAAACACUCCCGCAUUGCUCUACAGGCGGUCCGAGACAGUGUGUCCAGUUUCGUGAAGAAGACUACUGAGAAGAUCAACACUCUCCAGAUGAACUCUGACCUUUGGCCACGCCCCCCUGACCCUAAGGAGGGGACUCAUGGAAACGUGGAGGUCAUCGCUGUCCCCGCGUCGUUUCCAGAAGACGUUGACAAUGAGGAGCCUAUCGACCAACCGACAGCCAAGUCUGAACUGCAGGACCUGAUAACAGCAACACAGAGAGUACUUGCUCAGAUCCAGGAUCCAUUGGUUCUGUUCGACCCAGUCUGUCUUAAAGGAACCCUACAGGAAUGGGUUCUUCUGUUGGAGCGGGUUCUAGGCCCGGAGGAGCAGCGUUCGGCUUGUGAUGGCAAAUCGGUUGUUGGUCAGGAAGGGGACACAGAUGUUCCGCCUGAGAUCACCGCCAUCUGUCCAGAAGAGUUGACAGAGGAGGUCCAGGAGGAGGAGGACGUGGUGAAGAGAAGAGAUGAUUCCUCACAGUGGUGUGAAGGACAGGAGGACCACCGCAGGCCUGAAGAGCCUCCCGAAACCACCGAUGCCCAACCUCCAGCCCCAGAGCCCCUGAGAGUGUGCUCCCCCAAACCCCUUCUUUCAGACCUCCAGGCCGACCUCACCCAGCUGGCCACUCUGCACUUGGAGCUGGGCUGUUUCGAGGACCCCGCCGUCCGGAAUGAAAGGGGUGAGGUCGGGGUGGUGGGGUUCCUGAGGCGCUGGUUCUUCCUGCUGGACCAGGAGCGGGUGAGGAGCAUGUGUCUGCUCAGCUACCGGGAACAGCCAGAGGUCCACAGCUCCUUCAUGGAGGCGAUGCUAGAGGUCACCCAGACCAGUAAGAUGACGGAGGUGAUCCAGAAAGGGGACCUCCUCAAGUCUCUGCGCUGCCUCCGGGAACUACAGCCCUGGAGUUCUCCCGUUCUGCUCAGUCACCUGCACAGGUUGUAUGAGAAGCACGGGGAGGUGGCAGUUCGCUCCUUCGCCCAAUUCUAUCCCACAAUCCUACCAUCUGAUAUCGAUGCCAUGGCCAAUCAGAGCCACUUCCUGGCUUACCUGGACAACCUCGUCCAAUCAAGGCCCGAGGAGCAACGCCUAUCAUUCCUGGGCUCCCUCCUCCAACCAGAGACUCUGCGACAGGAUUGGCUGGUGCUGGCCCUGACCCACGAUGCACCUCAACAGAGCGAUACGCUGACCGCUGACGGACAACCACGUUGGCACUCUCAUUUCUUCAGCUGGGGCUACGGGCGUCUCCUGUCCCUCCUGAUCCGUCUCCCUGCCCACCUGGCAGCCAAGCAGACGAUGGCUGAAACCUGCAGGAGUCACGGGUUCUGGACAGGCUAUAUCUACCUGUGUAAUGAGCUCCAGCGCCGUACGGAGGCCCUGUCCACCAUCUGUAGACUGGAUGACAUGUGCCUGCUGGAGGAGCCUCAUGGCAUCGUGCCUCAGACCAUGGAGGAGUGGAAGGUGCUUCUCCAGCUGUCUCAGCAGUGCAGAGCAUCGUCCUCCUCCCAGACCCCUUCAACCACCACAGCCUCUAGCAGAACCUGCAGCCCCAGCCUGUCCAACGGAGGCUCUGCAGAGGGCCCGAGCAGCAGCCAGACCAGUAUGACCCCGGAGAACCUGCUCCUGCGUCUGGCCCGGUCAGUGGGUCCCGACCGGGCUCUGGUGGCACUACAUGAGGUGGGGUUGCAGUCGGAGGUUGAGCUCGGGCCACACUCCACCCUGGUCUGUGAGCUGCUCCGCAUGGCGGAGAAGAGGCAGAGGGCUCUUAUCCAGACCAUGUUGGAGCGCUGUGAUCGCUUCCUGUGGUCCCAGCAUGCUUAGCAAGAAUAUGCCAGCCAACAGCAUUUAGCUGAAGUAGUUGAUGACUGUUCCAUUCCGAUUCUGUGAGGAAACUCAUUCCAAUUCUCCUCGUUGAAAAAAAAACUAUGGAAUCAACUGAACUGAAUUGGCCCCAGGCCUGACUCAGCCAUCAGAAUCAAAAUAACCCCCUAACCUGGGGUUGCAUAACCCAUUAUACCUACUAACUAGUGUUUCACCUAAUGCAUUUGUGUUUUGGCGCUGUUCCUGGUAGUUCAUUACACACAAACAUUCCUGUAUGCAGCUCUUGAUGUCCGGUUACAAAGAUGUAGGUUUUUAUGUUUUAUAGUUGCCAAAACCCUGAUAUCUAUUAAAUGUGUGAUUCAUGUAUAAAUUACCUCAUAGUGUUGUUUUGAAAUGAGAUCCUGAAAACACAUGUCCAUCUGGAUGAUGACGUAUCUGCACUAACUACUGAGCUCCUGUUAAUUUAUCGUCAGUUUCUCCUUGGGUCUGCACUGCAACAUGGGUAAAAGGCAUCUAAAUGAAAAUAUUGAAGAGAGAAUAUUUAAUUGAAAUGUGCUUAUCUAUUAAUAUUUAAUGUGAAUAAAAAAAUAGAUCUAUUCGAUGGUCUGUUAUUACAAUCUA
Molecule: messenger RNA, 4734 nt
Organism: Esox lucius (northern pike)
Lineage: Eukaryota; Metazoa; Chordata; Actinopteri; Esociformes; Esocidae
Gene: hps5
Product: HPS5 biogenesis of lysosomal organelles complex 2 subunit 2
Exons: 24
Coding region: 679-4113 (1144 amino acids)
Biological process (GO): developmental pigmentation
Cellular component (GO): cytoplasm
Molecular function (GO): protein binding
Source: RefSeq, a predicted model, not a curated record